AUGCAGCCGCAUGCUACCCUUAUUCUCAUCGCUGUUCAAGCAGCUGCAGCUGCAGACCAGUUUUGGACUGGGAGGGAAAUUGAUAUGGGGCCAUUCGGGAGUGACCCGUUCUUCAACAACAACCAGUCAGAUGAGAUCUACCGGGAAGCCAUUACCAACCCGAAAGCUAUGCGGUCCGUCAAAUUUGUCCCGUUCUCGGGUCUAAUAAGCCCCAAGGUCUACGGAAGGGACCCUUACUGGACUUGGAGAGUUAAUGUGACGGAAUUCGCCUUUCCCCCGGGAAUCAACGUUACUGAUGCCGUGACUGGGGCCGAGCAGCCCGUCGAAAACCCUUCCUACGUCAGCACAACCUGGGACUUUGCGUGGUCCAGUGGUGGGAAUAUCUCACAGGCCUUGGGCAACUCAACAGGACCGCUUUGCGUGUCGAUCUUGGACAUCGUGGCGUACCCAGCAAAUGUCACCAACCUUUACACGGAUGAAAAUACCAACAGCACUGACUGCACGCCAAUUUUGGGAGAAGCCUGCGUACGGGCCAUUCUCACAGAAGGCAGCAACUUCAGCAGAGGAACAACAUGCAACGAACCGAAGAAGUUGUGGGGCACGCUUCCCGAGUGCAAUAAUACUAUCGGAUACGCCGUGGAGAAACGCCUAGACUCUAAACUGUUCAACGGCACUUUUGGCGGUGGCGUCGCAACAGCAAACCUCAACCCCGAUCCGUCCAACUCGCCAAACGCCACGGAGUGA
This is a messenger RNA of Colletotrichum siamense, 744 nucleotides long. RefSeq lists its product as uncharacterized. The transcript has 3 exons. Bases 1 to 744 code for a protein of 247 amino acids. Lineage: Eukaryota; Fungi; Ascomycota; Sordariomycetes; Glomerellales; Glomerellaceae. The record is from RefSeq and is a predicted model, not a curated record.